CUUUGACCCGACGCCAUGUCGGGUGCUACGCAUCAUGGACGACAACACCACGCUGGCAGACGACGCCGACAUCGACCUGGCGGAGCUCCUGAUGGAGAUGAGCCGGUGGGAGAUGCAGAACCUCCGGGCGUGGGAGAUGCAGUACCUCAACCAGCUGUUUCAAGCAACUAUGCGGCGGCCUUUGGAAGCCAUCCCCAAGGUGAUGAAGCUGGAGUCAACGCAGGUGAUCUUGGAGCCCUACCUCGACAUGAAGUUCCUCUUCAACCAGGUGAUCUUGGAGCCCUACCUCGACAUGAAGUACCUCUUCACGGUCCUCCUGGAGUAUCUCAACAAGUUCCUCCUGGACAAGUACGACAAGCAGAUGCUUCGGGAAGAUCAGCAAUCAGUGCAGGUGCUGAUCCACUACAAGCAGAAGACCCUUGGAGAGUUUGUCAACGGACUUCGACAUGGAGCAGAAGAUCCAAAGCCCCAAGCAGUUGGUUCAGCGUUCGAAGCCCUUGGAAAAGCUAUGCCGACCUCUCCGACUACGGCAAGUGCGGCCUAUCCGGAGGAGUGGCUGAAGAAGUUGGUGGAAGCGCUGAGCGGAGACAAAAGAGCUGUAGUACCUCCCUGGUCUGGUGCUCCUUCAGGUUUGAGAAGUUGGUUGAAGCAACUUGGGAUGUGGGAGCAGGAGACAACAAUUCCAAGAGCCAGGUGGGGAAUCAAGCUUUACUCAGCUUUGGGUGAAGAAGCACGGCGCAUUGCAGAUGUCGUGCCUCCUGAAGUCUUGACUGGUGAAGGUGGCUACUCGGCCAUUCUCACGACAUUGAUGGCACGCUACAAGCCAUACUUGGAAGCGAUUGGACCUCAGAGCGUGGACAACUUCAUCUACACUGGUGACAGAGCCCGUGGCGAGAGCUUUGCAUCCUUUCUGUCAAGGAAGGAAGUUGCCAAGCAGGAGAUGGAGGCGCAACUGGGAUCCGUGAUGAAUCCUUUGAUUGCAGGUCGCAUCCUUCUGAGACAGGCUGCGCUUUCAGACAACCAGAUGCAGAUGAUGGCGUUGAAGUCGAACACCCUUCUCAGCUAUGAGCAGGUGGUCAAUGCUUUGAGGCCCCUCGAUAGACUGGAGACGCUGGCCAAAUCAGCUGGUUUGCCUGGUGCAGUGGCCUCCAAUACUCAGAGAGCCUUUCUUCAAGCUGGCGAUGAAACUGCUGGUGACUAUGAAGAAGAAGGCGAAGAAGAAGACUAUGUGACUGAGUCCGAGGAGUCUGACAACCUGCUGUACUUUGAGGACAAGGAGUUCGACGAGACGGAAGCCAUCUACGUGCAGGCCUAUAACGACGUGAGAAAGGACCUCAAGUCAAGGAGAAAGGAACGAGGUUUCGUUCGACAUGGCAAACAGACCGGAAAGAAGGGAGCCAACAAGAAGCCCAAAGGAAGAGGGCGUGGUUUUCGAAAAGAUGGUGGUCGAGCCAAAGAUGAACACAUCAAGGGCACAGAGGCUGAACUGAUGGCGAGGACACGAUGCUUUGCCUGCCAAGAACUUGGUCACAUCAGCCGCAACUGCCCUCACAAGAAUGGCUCCAAACCAAAGAAAGGCAACUUUGUCACUGUGGGAACGUCUGGAUCUUCAACAAGCACCUACAUGAUCCAGAACAAGCCGGAGGUGUUUCCACCGAAGAAAGCAACGUUGCUGCGAGCCAUCUAUGCUGGAGUUCGGGUUCGUACCCACGAAGGUGUCAUCGAUACGGCUGCCGAAGAAGCUGUGGUAGGCAGUCAGAGCUUCAAUGGAAUGAUCGAAGAACUUCGCGCUGCGGGAUUGCGACCAGUUCCAGUUCGACGACCUUCAGCUCAAUGUGCUGGCAUUGGAGGACAAGCUCGUCUUUGUGGUGCCUAUGACGUCCCGACCUCCAUCGCCGGUGUGCUUGGAAUCCUAAGGUUCACAGUGAUCCAAGACGGUGAAGGACCUGAGGGUUUCGUCACACCUCCCUUGAUCCCAGUCUCCUAUUUGGAGACAGUUGGAGCUCAGUUGGACAUGCAGAACGACACCUAUGCGACUGCGGAUGGUGGUGUGUCUUCUGGCGUUGCUGGCAUUGCUACAUCCGGGACUUUGACAACUUCGUCUUCUUCGUCUACAAGCGGUUUUCCUCCUACGGUGGCUCGAGAUCCAGAUGCAGGAGAACCAAUGGAUGAUGUCUUCUUCAAGAACUACAUCGAAGCCCAUGUACUACCUGGAGACGAACCGCCCAAGUCAAGGUCCAGAUCUCGAGAAUCGAAAGCAGCUACCGUCGCCUACAUCGACACAGACACCGAGAGACCUUCCGCCAGAAGUUUGAAUGAGUUGGUUGAGCGGGAACAAGAAGAAUCUUCUGGACAAUAUGAGGAAGAUCCUGUGCUACAUCCUGAACAACCUGUACAUCCUGGACAACCUGUACAUUCUGAACUACCACGACGAGUUGAGAUGCUCGAGACUCCAACUCUGCCGGUGGCGUCACCUGGUGACAGUGAAGACACUUUUGAAUCGGGAGUGUCAUGGUCUCCAGAAAGAGCCCAACCAAGACCGGCGAGAUUCUUGUGGUUUGAGCAUCAAGAAGAAGAUUCCCCAGUGAACAGCUUCGUCAAUGAGAUGAACGAGACGACGCCCUUGCCUGAGGGACGAUCAGUGUUGUUCCAGUUGCAAGACUGUUAUGGCCAAGUGCGACCUCUGGAAAUUCAAGAAGGUUGGAGACGAAGACUUCCUGUGCCCAACCACCUUCAAAGUAUCCCUACGGUAUCUUUGACGGGUCGCAGAAAAGUGACGAUGGUCGACGCCUAUGGGCGACAGGCAACUGUGGAUGACAACUGGGUGGAGAGAUCUCAUCGCACUAUGGAGACACCAUGGUUUGGCAACGUCACCUUCUACGAGACUCCAUUGCCUCCUCGACGAGAUGAUGAGGGUGAUUCACGUGGCCCAAGUCCUCAAGACGAUGACGACCAAGACCAGGAGAUCAAGGUGAGCUCCCUGCAGUCCUCCAUCUACAAGAUGAUGCACGACGAGGAGGAGAAGCCCACACGUCGCAAGAUGGGAACAGCCAAGUGCGAGGCAGCCUGGUCUCGCGUGGUGACAGCCAUGUUUCGUUUGAUCUACACGACCAUGAACCAGAUGGUGUUGGACUAUCUCCAGAAGAAGGGCAACGAGAUCGACGACGAGCUCUACAUGCAGGAGAAGGAGAAGCAGCCGACGAAGCAGAAGGGCAAGAACAAGGUGGUCAAGAAGGAAUGGAUUCCUCAGGGAAUCGGAGCACCCAUGUCCAGAUCCCAAGCCCAGGAUUACUGGAACGUCAGCCCGGAGACAUGUACACACCCAGGAGAGUACAUGAGGUGCCGAGCCAAUCGACAUCAACGUUGGUGGUGUUGCCUUCAAUGCGGAAGUCGAUGGGAACGCCUGGAAGCAGAUCCCGCCGCGUCCUCUUCGACGACAAUUGUUCCGGAGCUUCCCAAUGCCAAGAAGCUUCAGACCAAUGUGGGAUCUUACCCGGAGUAUCUACCAGCUCCUCGUUCCCAACCAAAGCAGGGCAACAUUCAACUCCAAGUGGACCACCAAGGCAAGAUCAUGAGGACCCCUGGAGCGACUGGAUCAGAGCAGAUCCCAAAGGCCAAGAUGACAGCGAAGUCUGCCUCAGCCCCACGAGAGCGCUCCCAGUCCAAGGAUCGAAAGAUGGGGGGUCUACGCGCAAUGCGACCACCAAAGAGGUCCCAAGGCCAAGUUCCUCAAUACGACCUGACCGAGCAAGAGCCCCAGGAAUUUGUCGACAGCGACGAGGAGAAGCCUUGGCAGAGGGUGGACAUGGACAGCAAGUCCCCUCAGAAGAAUUCGUUCAAUGAUGAUUCACAUCUCACGGGACAGACCGCGGCCGGCAUGACAUGCUACGUCUACGGCCAGAGUUUCACAAGGCAUUUUGCCAAUUCAGCAGCCGAAUCGUUCGGCAAAACCCAAGUCUUGACCAAGCAGGACAAGAAGAUGGUCAAGGAUGCCCUCAAAGUGAUGGAAAUAUAUUCGCCAGAGAGAGUGACAAAGAAGGCGGCAAAAUAUGGAUUCACCAGUGGAGGUGCUUUGGACCUCACCAAUGGAUGGAACUUUUCGAAGAAAUCCCAUCAGGAAGCUGCUCUACGGUUGAUACGCGAGAAGCAGCCCGUGCUGGUGAUCCUAUCUCCGCCGUGCACGGCAUUCUCAAGGCUGCGAUCUUUGUCGAAUUUCAAAAGGAAUCCUGACAUUGUACGUCAAGAAGAAGCUGAAGCCAUAGAACAUGUCAGAUUCAGUGUCCUCAUUGCAAGGAUUCAGCAUCGAGCCGGUCGAGGUUUCCUGUUCGAACACCCGAAGGGUGCAACUUCAUGGUCUUUGCCCUCGCUCAGCCAACUACGUGAUGAGCCUGGCGUGCACACCAUCAACCUCGACAUGUGCCGGUUUGGUUUGAGAACUUCUCAAGGACUUCCAGCCCUUAAGCCCACGAUGCUGCUCACGAACCUUGAGGCCCUGGUCAACGUUUUAGGACGGCGAUGUGAAGGUUUCCAUUUGAAGCAUGGUCCACUCCUUGCAGGAGAAGCGAAGCUGGCGGCCAAGUAUACACCGAUGUUUGUGGAUGCCAUCCUUCGAGGACUACGUCAACAUGUUCAAGCUUGGGUCAAGUUCAAUCAGACUGAAGAAGACUUUUGGGAAGAUCUAGAAGAUAGCGUGGUUCGACAUCAUCGAGUUCCUCGAAGAGCUCUCUUCACUCCAACUGGUGUUUCGGGAUGUCCAAGCCCUACGAGCAAGUUGACCUCCCAACGGACCACCAAGAUGACCUUCCUACAAGGUUCCACUCAAGUCUUCUCAGACAAUUGGCGUAGUGCUGAAGCACCCAAGUACGCCUUCACAAAACUCUGGAAGGGAACAACUACAUUCCAGAAGCACGAGCCCAUUGUGCUUCCUCCAAACUGGCGGGCUGCUGCAAACUAUGUGGUUCAAGCGGCAGCUCAUCCUAUCUAUGAGUAUCUCACCUCUGAAACCGCCUUGCAAGUGGAUUGGAAUGCUGCAUUUCCAACCCACAAAAUUUUGGGAGGCGGGCCUGUUUCUUCAAGUGCGGCAAGUGCGGCGGCGGUGGACGAACCUACAACGUCUUCUAUGUCUUCGCGCCGUGGUCUGCAAGAUCAACAACUUGCUGAAGUUGCACAACAUCCUGAACUACCUCAACAAGCCGAGGGUGAUGAGAUGGUGGUGGAAGGAGAGAUUGAAGACCCCGACACGGAAGAAGAGACAGCAGAAGGAAGAGCCAAACAUGCACUGCGAGAUCUCAAAGUGAAGCCUUUGCCAACGGAUGCGAUCCUACAUCCGGAGAUGCGAAGAGAAUUGUUCCGAGUGCACAGGAACCUGGGACACCCAUCCCGUCAAGUCAUGACACGUGCUCUACGUCAUGCAGGAGCCAAGAAAGAAGUCAUUGAGUUUGUCAAACAUCACUUUCGAUGUGACCUUUGCGACAGAAAGCAGUUGCCAUCGUCGCACAGGCCGAGCAAGCUGCAGACUGCAAUGGAGUUCAAUAGUGUGGUCGGCAUUGACAUCUUUCAGGUGAAGGUUCCUGACCUAGGAGAUCUCCUGCUGUUGAACUGUUUGUGCUGGGGCUCUAACCUUCAAGUAGUAGAACUCCUGGAGUCCAAGCACAGCGAGACAGUUUAUGAGGCCUUUGCCAAGGUGUGGUUGAUGCAUUAUGGACCUCCUGGCUUGUUAGUGUCAGACCAAGGCGGCAUUUUCAAGACCAGACUGGAAACGGUGCUGCAUGAAAUCAGCGCCACAACCAUUGAGGAGGUGCGCACUGCCAUCUAUGAAACUGCUAUGGCUCACAACAGGUACUAUAACAGAGCUGGAUUUACUCCUUUUCAACGAGCUUUUGGAACGUUGCCGAGAUUGCCGGCUUCCCUGUUGUCGGACCACCAAAUCGACAAGGAGAUGAUUCUGGAGAGCGCAGGCGAUUCAAUGCAACGAGCCUGGCAGAUUCGAGAAGCUGCUGGAAAAGCUUGGUUGAAAUGGCAGGACGAUGAAGCAGUGAAGCGUGCUCUGUCAACGAAGACACGGACCAUGGACAAGAAGGAGUUCGCUGACAACGAGCAGGUGUUCAUUUGGAGAAGCGUUCCUGGUCAUAAAGGAUGGACUGGCCCUGGCACCAUCAUAGCUCAGAAAGGCGAUUCCUUCUGGAUCAGCAUGCGUGGCUAUUUGGUGAAGGCCAACCGUGGCCAACUUCGACAUGCAACUGCUGAAGAGAGUUUGGGUGCUGAGCUGGUCAAACAUCUGUCCACACAGCUCUUGGAGGACAUCGAGAACAACCAGGUCAAAUUCUUUCGAGAUGUUGAAGGAGAAGGACUUCCGGAGAUGCAACCGGAGAUGGCAGAGGGCGAGGGAGACCCACCAGAAAUGGCAGGGCCCGCAUUGGAGCCAUACUCACCAUCUUCACCUGUUGCAACUCCUAUGGUCCUAUGGAAGUCAUACCAGAAGAAGAAGAUCUACCUGCAGAUAUGGAGUUGGAUGGAUCAACACAACAACCAGAAGCCGGCAAUGCCGUAUCCAAGUCCACCACAAGGACUACCUUCCUGGCCGAGCAACCCAAGAAGCCUCUACCUAGAAGUUGCCAACGAACCUGCUGAAGAACAACCACGGUGGAUUCGAGACCGAGUGAAUGGUCACUACACCAUGGAUUCGCCCGACGGCAUAAAGUUCAACAUCAACCAGGCCGUCGGCUACUUCAACAACCAGGACACGUGCAUCUACCUCUCCAAGGCGAAAACAUCUCCUGGACAGGUAGAGUUCAAACACCUCUCUGAAAAGUACAAGAAGAUCUUUCGGCUUGCGAGAGCCAAAGAAGUGAAGUCAUUGCUUGACUCCGGUGCCAUCAAGAUCCUUUCCGUGGAGGAGUCAAGAAAAUUCAUGAAGGAACAUCCCAACCAUGUUCUGACUUCGCGCUAUGUGGAUCGUUGGAAGCCAACAGAUGCUUUCGGAGUUGUUCCAGAAGCUUUUGGAGAACCAGGAUUUCUUCCUGAAGAGCAUGGAGGCUUGGCGCCGAAAUCCCGUUGGUGUGUUGUGGGAUGGAAGGAUCCUCAUAUCCAUCAGAUAGAACGGACGGCUCCUACACCCUUGACGAGCUCUAUGUACCUGGCUCUUCAACUUGCAGCUUCAAGGAGAUGGGUGGCUCGAUCCAAAGACGCGAAGACAGCCUUCUUGCAAUCCAGACCAACGACACGAUCCCAGAAACUGGCUUGCAGAAUGCCUUCAGAUGAGCAGUUUGAAGGAUAUUCACCAGAGCAACUGAUCCUCUUGCUGACCGAGGUCUACGGCUUGGUCUCAGGUCCGAGCUGGUGGAGACGCUCCCUCUUGGAAGUGUUGGUCAAGGAGCUUGGCUACAGAGUGUGCGUCUACGACCGCUGCGUGCUCACCCUGGACGGUGCCGAGACGGACAAGGUCAAGGACCCCAAUGUUCCUACUCGCGGCAUCCUAGUGUUGGAAGUUGACGACAUGUUGGAAGCUGGCGAUGAGGUCCACCGACAGAAGAUGGAUCUUUUGGAAAAGAAGUUGAGGUUUGGAAAGGUAGUCAACCUCCAAGAUGGCGGAAGUGGCUAUGCCGGCAGACGUAUUAAACAACUGCCUGACUUCAGCUUUGAGUAUUCCAUGACGGACUACGUGAAGAACCGCUUGCAGAAGGUGAACAUCAAGAGGAAGUUUCUCAAGAAGGAUGCAACGAAGAUCAUCCUGAACGAGGACGAGGAGACCCAACUACGAGGAGUUAUUGCAGCCAUUAACUGGUGCGCUCGAGAAGGUCGACCAGAUGGUGCUGCAGCGGCAUCAAUCCUUUCAGGUUCUUUUCCGGACCCCACCAUGCAGAAUGUCAUCGACUGUAACAUGGUCGUGGACAAGUUGAAGGAGCAGGAGAUUGUCAUCAAGAUCCAUGCGAUUCCUGAAGCUGACCUACGACAUCUUUUGGUGGCGGACAGCUCUUUUGAUCCAACCGGAAAGCAAAAGCCACAACAUGGCUGGCUGCAAGGAUUGACCACUCCCCAGCUGAACAAGGGUCAAUUCGCUCCUGUCAGUCUGAUCUCCUGGCGAAGCAAGAAACUCAGGUCAUUGGUGGAUGAUGUGGAAAUAUCUAUGGGACUUCGCGGACCGCCUGUGGUGAUAUCUGCCGAAGACCCUCGACAUCAAGAUCCUGAUGACCUGAUGCGGCUACGCUGGCUUCCUCACAAUUUGAAUCCAGCAGACUCUUUGACUAAGAUGCCCAAUGCUGCGCACAUGGCACCUCUCUACGAAUCGUUGACCAAGAAGGGCAUGGUCAUUCAGAAGGAGGAGGACGAGCUAGCCUUGAGUCGUGGCUCAGGUGUGAAAAGGAGCGUUUGGUCGCUUCUAGCUUUGCCCACUUGUUUAGACGAUUCAUGGAAAUCGAAAGGUGCUUGUGCCAGUCAGGUCUUCCGCCGGGCCUACAAC
Cladocopium goreaui is the source of this 8458-nucleotide messenger RNA. The record is from the annotation of a GenBank genome assembly. Lineage: Eukaryota; Dinophyceae; Suessiales; Symbiodiniaceae.